CGACCAAUCAGCGGUGUCGGUACUGCAUCCUACAGGGCCGCGGAGUUCGCGGGAACCGGCUGCGGACGGGCUUUAACAAAUUAGACUCAGAAUUUGACUGCUGUCUUUGUUAUGAAACCUGUUUAUCAUCAAUUUGUCCGUUCUCGACUAAUACGGUUAAAAUCGGAGCAGUGACACGGCUUAAUACCGCUGUCCCGGCCCCGAAGCUAACACCUGACGCUAGCUAGCUAGCUGGAUUGUCACAUUGGCUAACAGGAACAUUGUGCUUCAUGCGACUGCACAGAGAAAAUACCGCUGAGUAGGAAGAGACAAAGGGCUGCCUCUGUCCGUCAAGAAAAAAAAGACGAGGUAACAUGAGUUUGUUCAAUUUGGACCGAUUUCGUUUCGAGAAGAAGGCAAAUAAUAAAGAAGAGGAGAACGGGUCUGAAAGUCCAGAGUCAGAAAAGGAGAACAAGCCAGCUAAGAUGAAACCUGUCAAAGCCUCAUCAAAGUCCCAUGCCCUAGGAGUGGUUUUUGAGGAAGUCCUAACUAUUGAUUUAGAGGAAGAUGAGGUCCUUUCUGAACCAAAGAGCAAAAUAUCAUCACCCAGGAAAUCCAAGAAACCUGUUGGGAAGACGUCUAAAAAUGUGGCAUCAGAUCAUACGGAUGAUGAGGAAAAAGAAAUGGAAGACAAAAUGAACAGGCUACUGGAGAUGUUUCCUCAGCUGUCCAGAACGGAGGUACUGGAGGUCAUUGAGAGCACGGGCACAUUGGAUGGAGCUGUAGCUGUCUGCCUUUUAAGAUUUGGUGAUAAAGAAGCCCCGAAUCAAGGCAGGAAGAGAAAGCAAGAUGGAUCCAGCAGCUCUCAGGACAGUGGUGAGAGUCAGCUGAGCAAGAAGAGGAGAUUAUCAGUGGUCUCUGAUGAAGGAGAAAAUGAAGAGAGUGAGCCCAGCUGGGAGAGGCAGGAAGCCAUGGUCAGAAAACUGCAAAAGAAGUUUCCUGACCAGGACAAGGAGGAGCUGCGGAUGGUGCUGCAGGAACACGACUGGAAUGUUGAAGAUGCACUGCAGGUUCUACAGAUGUUCUCAGACGAAGAUAAUGCAAGUUUCAGCUCACCUGAGUCGAAUGAAAAGGUCAGCGAAUCAAAGAGCAAAGACGAGUCAAGCAGGAACCGCGGAGAGUUAAGUCGCCACAAAAAUCACCAAAAUGGUGAAAAGAAGAUAAAUCACAAGGACUCUGAAAGCCACAAUGAUAUCAGUGAAACAGAAGACAGUACAGAUGAUUCAGAGGCUACAAAGGACAGUGAAGACGAGUCUGACUUGGAAGACGGCAAAAACAAAAGUCACAUUUCCACUCUGCCGUCAUGGAUUCCAAAAAAGUUUGAUUCUGUGUCUUCAUCCUCACCUGUCGCAAAGACAGCAACUUCUUCCUCCCUGAAGCCAUCCUCUUCUUCCUCUGUGGCCCAAACGCUGUCCAGAUUUGCCAGUGGGACAAGCAUAGCCAAGAAGGAGGCAGUGGAGAGGAAAAGGAAGGCCCGUGCCUCAAAUGAACGUGCCAGUUCUGAGGAGGAAAGUGACGGUGAGGACACAGUGAACAGCGAAUUCGAGGACUCAGACGAAGAGCUGGACUCUGGAGGUGGAAUGACAGAAUUGAAGAAGGAGAUACUCAAUUUCUUCCAGAACGCGUCAAUAGAUGAGCUGACAUUGAUUUCCGGGUGCUCCGUUAAAAAGGCCCAGAAGAUAGUGGAGCUGAGACCCUUUGAUAAGUGGCACAGCCUGACUGAAGUCUUUCAUAAGGACAAUGGACUUUCAGAAGGCCUGCUGCUGGGCUGCAGAGUCGUCCUCAAAGAGCGGAAGGUUGUGCUGGACCUCAUGUCUAAAUGUGAGACCAUUUCAUCAAAAAUGGUCAAAGAGGUGACUGAGGUGAUGGAGAAGGGCACCGGAGCCAUGAAACAACCCAGUGUACUCAACAGCCAAUUCCAGCUGAAACCCUACCAGCUGAUUGGUCUAAAAUGGCUGCUGCUUCUGCAUAAACACAAACUGAGUGGGAUCCUUGCUGAUGAAAUGGGUUUGGGGAAAACAAUCCAGGCUAUAGCAUUUCUGGCUCAGCUGUACCAGGAUGGAAUAGAAGGUCCUCACCUCAUCACUGUGCCUUCCUCUACUCUGGAUAACUGGGUCAGAGAACUGAAGCUGUGGUGUCCAGACCUCAAAGUUCUGGUCUAUUACGGCUCUGUGGAAGACCGCCGCUACCUCAGACACGAUAUCCUCAAUGAAGAUGUCGAGUUCAACGUCAUUGUGACCACGUAUAACUUGGCCAUAGGAAACGAUAGCGACCGCAGCCUUUUUCGUAAGCUGCGUCUCAAGUACGCUGUGUUUGAUGAAGGUCACAUGCUGAAGAACAUGAACACUCUGCGCUACCGCCACCUUAUGGCUAUUAAUGCAGAGCAUCGCUUGCUGUUGACAGGAACUCCUCUACAGAACAAUCUCUUGGAGCUGAUGUCUCUUUUAAACUUCAUCAUGCCUUCCAUGUUCUCCAGCUCCACCACACAGCUCUCCAAAAUGUUUUCCAUGAAAUCCCAUGAGGAGCAGAGCCGUUUUGAGAGGGAUCGUAUUUCUCAGGCCAAACUCAUCAUGAAGCCUUUUAUCCUCCGAAGAAUCAAGAGUGAGGUCCUCAAACAGCUGCCAGCAAAGGAAGAAAGGGUCGAGUUCUGCUCAAUGAGUGAGAAACAGCAGGUUCUGUACCAGGCCCUCCUUAAAAAACUCAAGACUUCCAUCAAUGGCGAGAAGCGCGAGUUGUGUAAUGUGAUGAUGCAGCUGAGGAAGAUGGCCAACCACCCGCUGCUUCACAGGCAGUACUACACCACAGAAAAGCUCAAAGCAAUGAGCAAGCUUAUGCUCAAGGAGCCAACACACUUUGAUGCAGAUGCUGCUCUGAUCCAAGAGGACAUGGAAGUGAUGUCAGACUUCGAGCUGCAUCGUCUGUGCCAGCAAUACUCCUCCAUCAGUUCCUACCAACUUGAAAGCAAAGUGCUGCUCGACUCUGGAAAAUUCCUCCAUCUCACAGAGCUGCUGGCCUCACUGAAAAGCCAAGGAGACCGAGUGGUAUUAUUCAGUCAGUUCACCAUGAUGUUAGACAUUGUGGAAGUGCUGCUGAAACAUCUGAAGCAUCGUUACGUCAGACUGGACGGGUCGACGCCAAUAGCCGACAGGAUCGUGUUGAUUGAUGAGUUCAACACAGACCCUGACAUCUUCGUGUUUCUGUUGUCGACGCGCGCUGGUGGCCUCGGCAUCAACCUCACCUCAGCUAAUGUUGUCAUCCUGCAUGACAUCGACUGCAAUCCCUACAAUGACAAACAAGCAGAGGACAGAUGUCACCGAGUCGGCCAGACCAGGACUGUACAGGUGAUCAAGCUGAUCAGUAAGGACAGCAUAGAGGACUGCAUCCUGGAGCUGGGCCACAAGAAACUAAAACUGGAGCAGGACAUGACCACUGCUGAAGAGGGUGGGGAGGGGACCAUACCUGAAGAUAUGGCAUCUUUGCUUAAGGCCUCACUGGGAAUGUGAUACACAAACAAAGGACACUUGAAACACAUUUUUGAUGCUGUUGCUGUGGUUCUGGGCAGACUUGAUUACGCCGACUGAACACACACUUUACGGUUUAUACUGGAGGACGACUGCAAACCACUUAAUGCCAUGAAAAAAAUGAAAUCUGCUUUGCUGUGUUUCAUGGUAGCUGUGCCUAAAACACUAUUUUUUACACGCGCACAGUUCCUCUUCCCACUUUGACUACGAGACCAGUACAUAAUGACUGAAGGAAAAUUUUGCCUUCUAAAUAUUAUGCAUUCCAAGUGUUAUGUGAAGGUUCCUAGCAGUAGAAACUUGAGUUGAAUUUGGAAUUUGACUGUUCAGAAGUAGCCUCCAGUAAUGCAACAUGUUUAGACACCACUGAACUUGUUGGAAGAAAAGUACCAUUAAAGUUGACAUGCCAUGCAGUCUUAUAUUAUGAACAUUCAGAUGAAGGUGAUGUAUGCUGGUGAGGAAAAUGGUGCAUACUGCCUGUGUUUGAUGGAUGAAUUAAUCCAGAUUCUACUGAAGUCAUUUACCUGAAGAAGGUGGAGCAUGGAGAGUGGCGUUUUUGCUUUUAUGUGCAACUUUUCAUUCCAGACUGUGUUAAAAAAAACAAAAACAUAUUUGUUCUGCCAUGCAUUUGGACUCUCUGUCACUGUUAGUGUUAAUAUGUUGAGUUUCAUCCUUGUCACAUUUUAAGUAAAUUUUCUGGGGGUUUAUUUGUUUUUAGACGCAACAAUUAGUUUGACCUUUUUUGCCCAACAAUACAUGGUUGUUUGGGUGUUGUUCACCCAUUUAAUACACAAAUAUUCUGGAUUUUUCUCAUUGGUAAAACUAGAAAAACUGAGACAAAAAUGUAAAAUGUCUCGGAAAAAGAUGGUGCUUGAAUUGGUUUGUUUGCCAUUACAUUUAAAUCCCUUGAGCCAAGUGACGAAGAAGGUGAUUUCAGAAAGCAACUGCUACAUUCAUGUACUGUAUAAGUGGCUAAAGUGUUGUAUGUGUACAAGUGUUACUGUAAAAGCUUUUCUUAAGUUGUUUGUAUGUUUUUAGGUUCCUGUUUGAACUAAAUAAUAAAUAUUGGAAUAAA
Molecule: messenger RNA, 4632 nt
Organism: Acanthochromis polyacanthus (spiny chromis)
Lineage: Eukaryota; Metazoa; Chordata; Actinopteri; Pomacentridae
Gene: smarcad1a
Product: SWI/SNF-related, matrix-associated actin-dependent regulator of chromatin, subfamily a, containing DEAD/H box 1 a
Exons: 23
Coding region: 354-3542 (1062 amino acids)
Cellular component (GO): nucleus
Molecular function (GO): ATP-dependent chromatin remodeler activity; ubiquitin binding; chromatin binding
Source: RefSeq, a predicted model, not a curated record